AUGUGGUACAGUGAAAAAUGGAAUGAUUAUCCUUGUGAAAGUACCAUUCCAUCGGUUUGCUCGGAUGUCAGAGGGCAGAAUGUGACAUUUGUCUACAUAAACAUCCCCAUGACAUGGACUGAGGCCCAGAGCUACUGCAGAGCUCAUCACACAGACCUGGCCAGUGUGAGAAACAUGACAGAGAACCAGAAGGUGGUGGAGCUGAUUCCUUCAGGACGAAAAGUCUGGAUUGGUCUUUUCAGACACUUGUCUUGGUCAGAUGGACAGAUCUACUCAUUUCACUACUGGGAAAACACAAAACUGGACGGAGCUGGUGAGAAUUGUGUCGCUGCAAACUUUGCAGACUCUGGAAAAUGGAGCGGCGUUGGGUGUGAUUCUGAUCUCACAUUUAUUUGCUACAGUCAAUCUGCCCAAAGGCAUGUGAUGAAAGCAAAAUUGGAAGCGAUGGAACCUAACUCUAAUCUGGACGUGGAUGACUUUACUGAGACAAGGAAUCCUGUAGCAGCUCAAACAGAAGCUGGACCAAAGAAGGAACAAAGAUAUCAGACUGAGCUGGAGCAAGGGGUCAGAUGGAAAAGUCUUCCACAAGGUCAAGAAGGCAGAAACAGGGCUGGCGAGAACCCGGGAGAAGAACAGAGUCCACAAGGGGGAAGUCAAAGCGGAAAUGGAGAGGGAAAUCCAGGGGGAAAUGGAGGGGGAAAUGGAGGGGGGAAUCCAGGG
Molecule: messenger RNA, 720 nt
Organism: Amphiprion ocellaris (clown anemonefish)
Lineage: Eukaryota; Metazoa; Chordata; Actinopteri; Pomacentridae
Product: putative C-type lectin domain family 20 member A
Exons: 4
Source: RefSeq, a predicted model, not a curated record